AUCUGGCGCCAAAACGUAACGGAUUACCUGUUGACUGAUUGACUCUGAAAUCUCGAUGAGUGUUGCGGUUGUUAAUCCGUUGCAAAUUCCUUCUCCCUUUUUACAAAAACCAACCACACUCCCUCCGUUUUCCCAAUCAAAACUCCCCAAAAUUCCAAACAGCUUCCAAGAAACCAAAGAAUCCCUCAAAUCCCAAAACCCAACUCCUCCGCGGGCCACCAUGAACCACCACCACCAGGUUCCAUCCAACCACCCAGAACAAGACUCUUCUCUGCCUGCAUCUUCUUCUGGCUACCGCAGGAUCUCCCUCCCUCUUCUCCGCCGCUGCAUCUCCGACCCCUACAACCCUCCGUCUGCGACCACCCCCAACGAUGCAUUUGAGCAUUCUCUCUCUGCUUCUCGCUGUGGCAGUUCUUUGUGCAACAUGACUCCGUCCUACUCUCCUGACCGACUCCACUUCCCCAGGACUCCGUCCCAUUCCCCGGCAGCGGUCCUGCCUCCUCUUCCUCCACCCCAGACUCUCCGGCGCUCCGUCUCGGAUCUCAACCCCUCUCCGGCCAAGACCUCCACCCGCUCCUCCAGCUCCUCCCAAGAUUUCCACUUCUCCACCGACAUUGACACCCCCAAUUCUAAGAGGCUGCAGAGGAUGAAGGGCCGCUUGAGAGAGAUGAGCCUGUGGUGCCAGCAACUGAUGCGGGAAGAAGACUUAAUGGAAGAAGAUGAAGAUCACGAGGAGCAAGCGGCCGAAGAAGAAGAAGAAGAAGCGGAAGAAGAACAAGUGCAAACUGUUGAUGCUACUGAUCAAGAUUUUCAUGACAAUGCUACUGCUACUGCUGAGAAUUUACAGGAUGACGGGGGGAAAGAAUUUGCAGAGUCUGUGAGUGUGGAGAAGAAGGAUGACUGCUUGGUAAUUCACUUCAGGUGUCACUGUGACAAAGCCUAUCAGUUCCUUCUCAGUGGAGGCGACUGCUACUACAAGCUCAUGUAGAUAUCCAUCCCAGUUAUCCAACCCACUGGAUGAACUGAGCACUCUUCAUUCUUGGGUUCGGCUUUUUCAUACACAUAGGUUAAAUUCUUUUCGAUACUCAACUCAGUCACCAUGACCUCAUUCUUAGGUUGUUUAAAAUCUUCGUCUUAGAUCGUACCCUUUUCAUAGAUUCUUUUUGGAUGAAGUGCUCAGUGCCUUGAUUGGUGUCAGUUUAACAAAUCAUCUGGUUUAGCUGGAUUGCCAAUCAAUUGGGUGAACCCUUGUUUUUCCUUUUUCUUCUCCUUUUCACUGUGAUGAAGUAGAAAGGUGGAAUAAUGCAUUAAUUGCAAAGGCGAAAAAAUAUAUGGAAUGUACUUUGUUGCAAUUCUUGUUUGGAAGCAAAUGAA
This is a messenger RNA of Pyrus x bretschneideri (Chinese white pear), 1374 nucleotides long. RefSeq names its product APC membrane recruitment protein 1. The transcript is spliced from 3 exons. NCBI's taxonomy places the organism in Eukaryota, Viridiplantae, Streptophyta, Magnoliopsida, Rosales, Rosaceae. The record is from RefSeq and is a predicted model, not a curated record. Bases 56 to 988 code for a protein of 310 amino acids.